Molecule: messenger RNA, 1697 nt
Organism: Caenorhabditis angaria
Lineage: Eukaryota; Metazoa; Nematoda; Chromadorea; Rhabditida; Rhabditidae
Source: the annotation of a GenBank genome assembly
AUGAAUAUGAGAAUUCUACUUUUGGGUGCCACGAUUUUGGUGGGAUUUGUAGCGACUUCGAGUUUGUUGGUGAGUCAGUGGUGUAAAUGCGGAGUGUUGUUUGAGCGUCCAGAAUCCAGGGUGUAAAGGCGGAGCAUCGUUGAAUACAUAUUUUUCAGGAAGAUUCCAUCAGGAGUUUGAUCGAUGACGUCAGCUCUGAGAGCUCGAGAAGAAUUGCUCCAAGGUCAAUUUCCCUUCACAUAAAAAAUUUUUUUUUUCUAAUUUUUUAAAAUUUUUCCAGAAGAAAUCUUCGUUAUUCAAUUCCACGUGAAAUCCGCCCGGAAUUUCCAAGGUACAGUAAUUUUUUUUUUUUUUUUUUUUUUUUUUUGAAAAAUUUUUUUUCAGACGCCAUCUCUCAUCUUCACAAUCAGAUUCAUCUUCAAGGUUCAAUUUUUUUUCAGAUUUGAUUUUCAGACAAAUUUUUUGAUUUUUUUUUAGAAAUUACGUUCUCGAUUCUUUGAACGCUGUGUCGUCUUUGUUGUAAGUUUGUUUAAGAAUUUUCAGAUUCAUAAUUUUAUUCUGGAAAUUUUUGCAGUGAUUCUGUGAAGGAUUCUGGAAAUAGUGGAAGAAGGUUUGGGAUUUUCAGAUAAUUUUGAAGAGUUUCAGAUGAGAUUUUCAGGGAUUUUGGAGAUUUUUUACCAACUAGAAGACUUGGAGGAAGAGGAUUUGAAAGGUAAAGUUAAUUUCGCGAAAAUUCUGAAAAUUUUGAGUUUGAGAAAAAAUUCACUGUUUCAAAAAUGUUCAUUAAAUUUUCUUAUUUUCGUAUAUUUCGAAAUGCUUAUUGAAAAAUUUAAACAUUUUUAAUGACUUUUGGAAAAUUAUGUUUUUGAAAAAAAAAUUCACUGUUUCAAAGUUAUAAGAAAAAUUCAGCAAAAUUUUGAAAUUUCAAUUAAUAGCAUUUUCGAGAUGAAAAAUUCACUGUUUCAAAAAAAAUAAUUGCUCAUAGUUCGGGACCUAACUCAAAAAUCCAAUAUAAAAUUUUCCAGAAGAAAUCUUCGCCACUCAAUUCCACGUGGCAUCCGCCCACAAGUUCCAAGGUAAAAUUAUAUUUUUUUUUUGUAGCUGAAAAAAAAAAUUUUCAAUUUUCAGAAGAAAUCUCUUCUCUCCUCAAGAACCAAGAAAUGAUUUCGAAAUAGAAUUUCCAAGGUAACCCUAGAAAAACCAAAAAAAAAACGAGAGAAAAAAUUCACUGUUUCAAAAAAAUCACUUCAGAAAUUCUCAGAAAAUUUUCACAGUUCCAGAGACAAAAAAAAUAUUCUCAAAAAAUUUUCGGAAAAUUUCACUGUUUCAAAAUUUUUAGAAAAUUUUUAUUUGUUUUUUUUCUGCAGUUUUUCUGCAGUAAAGCUGGAAAAGCUGGAAAAUACUGAAAAUGUGAUCUAGAAAUUUUUCAUUAAAAAAAUAACCUUUAAAAAAUUCACUGUUUCAAAAUUUAUAUAAUUUUUUCUCAAUAAAUUUUAUAGUGUUCACAUCUCAGCAAUUUUUUUUUAAAAAAAAAUUCACUGUUUCAAAAAAAUUCCAAAAAUUUCCAGAAGAAAUCUUCAAAACUCAAUAAUGCCACGUGGACUCGGCUCACAAGUUCCAAGGUAACCCCAGAAAAAACUCUCAAAAAUUUUUCUGAAAUUUUUUUUUGCAGCUCGAGAUUCUCUGGAUUCUUCUAA